Musa acuminata AAA Group (dessert banana) is the source of this 2382-nucleotide messenger RNA. RefSeq names its product transcription factor bHLH112. The transcript has 12 exons. NCBI's taxonomy places the organism in Eukaryota, Viridiplantae, Streptophyta, Magnoliopsida, Zingiberales, Musaceae. Gene Ontology annotation, biological process: regulation of transcription by RNA polymerase II. The coding region runs from base 964 to 2124 and encodes 386 amino acids. Gene Ontology annotation, cellular component: nucleus. The record is from RefSeq and is a predicted model, not a curated record. Gene Ontology annotation, molecular function: DNA-binding transcription factor activity, RNA polymerase II-specific; protein dimerization activity; RNA polymerase II cis-regulatory region sequence-specific DNA binding.
CACUCUGGCCCGUUCCCGUUUCCACGCCAUUGGAAAACGCUGUCCGAUCUGUUGGGCGAACAAGAAGCCCUAGUCGACGAGUCCGUCUCUUUCUCGUGCAUCGAUCCGAUUCAAGCUCCCCAAGUGCGAAUCAUGGAUUUGGAGCGCUCGGUAAUGGCUCACGGCAAGGCGGCACCUGCCGUCCAGGCUUCCUUCCUCGCCGGUAGAAUCUGGCGUAGGAGGUGGAUUGCUUGUGGGUAUGUUGGCUAGCUUCCUGAGAAAAUGUUGCUAAUUGAGCUUCAUUGUUCUUGGUCCUUAAAAGACCUUAAAAGGUUAUGAGGAGGCGCUGACCCUUUGUGGACGGAUGCGCAAGAGUGCCGUACGACUUAGGCAAAUCCAGCUAAAUCUAUGACAAAUUUCAUGAAAGACAUUCCUUACUGUUUUGCUAUUGAUUAAAGAUUGUUAUACCAACAAUGGGUUUUCCUUGAUGCAAGCAAUCUCAUCAGCCUGGAGGUGGCACUCAUCCAGAUCUUAAGCACUUCCAGGGACCUGAAUACAUAUAGAUGACUAAUGGAAAACUUUGAAGGUUCAGGACAUCAACUAGGGGAGAGGCUCUGGUGCAUGCUUCUGUUGAGAGAUGCAGUUUCUUUUCAGUGAUGCUGCAGCCUGUUUUGUAGAUCAGAAUACCUUCGUUUGUGUCACUGAGAAGAUCAAGCUGAGCUUGAACCUAAGCUUCCACAAUGGCACAGGAGAAAAAAGUUAAUUACUACUCUCUCAUUUUGUCACCUCAAAUAAUCCUGGAAGUCAGUUGGUUGGCAGACAUCAACAGCAGCACACAAUAUGGUGACUAAUAACGCCCAUCAAAUCUGUAUUUGCCAAGCUAAUGGGAGAGAUGUUGCAACGUAGUAGAAAGCAUUGCACUCAUCCGAACUUGCACCAGCUCAUUCGACCGGCUCCACACACCACCACAAAAAGCUUUAUAUAAUGGCAGGCCAACACACCAAACCUCGGAAGACUUGUCAGUGCGAAGCGGCAGAGGAGAAUAGUUCCAUGGCGGAUCAGUUCCAAGCAGGCAGCUGCAGCGACGGGAGCUGGUGGAACACGGCCAGGACCGGCGGCCCGAUGAUCCCUGCGUCGGUCUCGUGCUCGACGGAGAUCACAAGCAGCGGGGGGAGCUUCCACUGGCCGGCCGUCGGCGACGUCUUCGAGGCCAAGUCGAGAUCCCGCGAUGAGUCGCCGGUGUCGAUCUCGAAUAGCUCCAUCACCUUCCAAGACCUCCAAAACUCCCACGGUUCGGCUCCGGUGAUCACCACUCCACCGGCCAUGGAUUUUGGCCUCUCGUCCCCUACCGCCGACUGGAGUCAGCCUUUCUUUUGCAGUAGCAUGAACGGAUCAAGUUUCCUACACGACCACCAUGUCUUGAGCUCCAAGAUCAAUAGCAUGCCGCUCCUUUCGGCAUCCGGUGGAUUGCCUUCUGCACUGCUACAAGACCUUCUCGAGCCAGACAGCAGACUGGAAAGAUCACUUCACGACGCACAGGUGAUGAAGAACAAGUCCUCCAUCGACUACCACGAGCAGCUUUUACCUCCGAAGCAGCAAACGCACUUCUCCGACAAGACACCCUUCUGGGAUCCAUCAGAGAGCAGCGUGACAGAAGCCCACUCAAGUUUCUGCAACAAUCCUUUCGCCAAGGCGAACUCAGGAGUUGGUGUCUCUUUCCCCACCUUGGAGAAGAAAGGUGGAAGUGAACCAGCAGGCAAGAAGCCCAGGAUCGAGAAACAAUCGCCAUUGCCGACGUUCAAGGUGAGGAAGGAGAAGCUAGGAGACAGAGUGACCGCACUGCAGCAGCUGGUUUCACCUUUCGGAAAGACCGACACUGCAUCGGUACUCCACGAGGCGAUCGAAUACAUCAAGUUCCUUCACGAUCAAGUCCGUGUCUCAAGCGCUCCGUAUCUGACCAACAGCCAGCAGAUGCAGCAAGUAAAUGCAACCAAGAGCCUGGACAAGACGAAGGAUUGCGAAGGACAACAUCAAGACCUCAGGAGCCGAGGGCUGUGUCUGGUUCCAAUCUCAAGCACAUUUGCGGUUGCUAAUGAGAUCCCUACCGAUCUCUGGAGCACUACGUUUAUAGGAACGUUUAGGUAAGCAGAAGAUAGUCCUCUUGAGGAGGAGGCAGAUCAAGCACUCCUCCACAGGCAGUCUGCUGCCAAGCAAAGAAGAGAUAGGAUGGUGCGGAGAGAGAGAGAGAGAGAGAGAAGGGGAAGGAAAGAAGUGAGAGGUGGAUGAGGGAAGUGGAGGAGGUGUUGGAAUGUGGAAAGCUGACACCACUUAUUUCUUUCUUUUCCUUCUCUAUUGUCAAACCAAAUAAUAUUAUUGUAAGAAGGAUUCGAGCUGUUCUGCUUA